CGUUCGUUUCGUUUGGUUCAGCAGAACACUGGAAUCGAGCUGUAAUCACGGCGUGGACGAGUCGCGCGCGGUCCUUCGCGGUUUUACCUGCAUUUUGUCUUUGCCGCUCUAGAAGGUGAUAGUAAUUGAUUGAAAGUUUAGUGCCCGGGGGAAGCAGAAGUGUGUGUGUUUGUGUGCACCAGCGACGGGAGUUCGCAGGAGGUUGGGCAGGAUACAGUACAUUCGUCGUGAAUCACAUUGCGCCACGGCGGUCUAGAAAGAACCGAAAGGAGCCAGUCGAAGGCAGCAACAGGAGUCGACAGCCUUGGGCUCAUGAAGUAAUAACACCAUCGGGUAGGGAGCAGUGAUAUUUGGUGGAAAAUUUUUACACGGUCGAUACCGAGCCCCAACGGUUAGUCAUCCUCGUGGCGGUCCGGAUAACUUUUUGUCGGGUCGUAUCGUCGAUGUUAUUAUUUUUGAAUUUGCAUAAAUUAAAAGAACCGAGAAAAUGAUAAAAGUGUAACGGUUUAUGGCUACGGCUCACGACACGACCAAGGACUAACCGCAGAAGAAAAAUAUUUGUGCUGCAAGGCUCGCUGCGCUCAAGUGGAUUUGUUGUAAAUCGUUCACGUGUUUUGGAGUGAUACGAGAAAACAGUUUUCGUUCGCACAAAUUUUUGCCGAAACAUCGGGCAAAGAAAGUUAAUUCGAGUAUGCAUUCGAUUUUUGAGUGACGUGACAAUUCGAUUUCGGCCAAAUUCACCGUCGUCGUAUGUAGUGUGGGCCCAGGAGGACUAGAACGGAAGAGUUCAGUUCUGCCAUCAGCACCAGACAGCAGGUCUCGAGCCUAAUUUAUGUCAAUAUUCAUUACACCCCCAUAUAUUUAUCCGAACCGAGAGAACCACUUCAGUCUCAAGUGUGCUAAUGUAUUUGACCGUUAUUGAUGCUGUUGCUGAUGUUGUUGCUUCCGACGGUGCUAAAUAGUUCCGGAUUGGACGGGAACAAGUGGCCCCGUGUAAUAUCAAUUAUAGUGCCAUCGUAUUAAUUAUAUCAGCGGUGACACACAAAGUGUACCUAGGGUCGCGUUUUAGGCCCCCUAACGGUGACCGGAAUCCGGGCUCGCAUGAAUAAAUCAUCCCACUGUAAGCUAUAGUGCACGUAAGGAAUUUCAUUAAUUGGACUCAUAGUGCUGCGGUGGUGACCUGGAAGCAGAACCCGGUGGUGCCCGGUGCGAUAAAUUGAUUCCGGUGUUCCCCGUAGGACGAGGAAAGGUGAAUGCUGUGUGUGUGUGCUUAAUUAUUAUCAGAUCAUGAGAAGCUGCGGUUGACCACGAAUUCAGUGACCACAAAACGCGAUUAGGAUUAGAAUCCUCGGUGCUUGGCCUGUUUCGCUUGGUUACUAGCCCGGAACGCAAUUUCGCUCAAGUGUGUGUCGGUUGGGAUUUUUCAAGUGUUACCACGGUGAAAGCGAAUCCAGGACGGUUGAGCUGUUCUGGAAUUACUCAAGUGCCAGUGGGUUGUUGAAGCAAGCGUGGAGUGUCAGUGGCCAAAUCAAUCAAGCCGAUCGACCCGAGACGGAAUCGAGCGGAAAAGUUGGCUCGAUGAGUUUGGUCGAAAUGAUUCAGCAGUGAUAAGAUUAUCUACUCAUGAUUUCAGUUUUUUGAAAUUCGACCAGUGCUACUAGUGUUGCAGUGAUUGAAUGUGUUGAAGAUUCAAGAUAGUGAAUAGGUUGCGAUACAGGGCUGAUGUGAUAUUGAUUGCGUUUCCCAGUCGAUCCAUUGAAAGCAGAAAGAAAGGCAACGGAGGAAGACGGUCAAACAAAUCAAAUCACACAAGGUAAACCCCGACGCUUCAUCGAACCCAUUUCAGUGUAUAGUGUAGAAUUACCAGGUCACUUCCACCAGCAUCGAAGCAUCGUUAAUUAGAGACGGCCACGAUUCGAAGGAGAGGAAACAUGCCAAGCUGAAAAGCAGAACUUUUGAGCCAGAAAUAUAUCGACACGACAUACGAAACCAGGCAACCAGCGGAACACGGGACAGCAUAAAAGUCAGUCACGAAUUCGGAAGUGUUCAUCAGUAAGAACAAAUUGGGUCAGUCUUCCCCGGUACCCCACGGGUCAGCUCUGGUGGAUGUAAAAAUGGCCGUCAUCCGCUCACCGGAAGUACUAGUCAAUGCCGUUACCUGGUGGAACAAAUUCGUGCUGGUGCUCAUCUUCCUCGAGGUGUUCCUGCAUGUUGAGACACUCGAUUUGGAGAAAUGCAAAAAUCCAUUAGGGAUGGAGUCCGGAGCGAUCAACGAUUCGCACAUAACGGCCAGCUCAGCCCACGACAUCGGCAACGUAGGUCCACAACAUGCCAGAUUGAAGGUGGACAAUAACGGAGGCGCCUGGUGUCCGAAGCACAUGGUCUCGCGGAAUCUGAACGAAUAUCUUCAGAUCGAUUUGCAGAAAAUGCACGUGGUCACGGCGAUCAAAACCCAGGGCAGGUUUGGCAAAGGACAAGGCCGGGAGUACACCGAAGCGUACGUGCUCGAGUACUGGCGACCGGGAUUUAGCAAGUGGAAACGGUGGAAAAACACCCGAGACAAUGAGAUUCUAUCGGGCAACACCAACACCUACAGCGAAGUGGAAAACGUUUUGCAGCCAAUUAUCUAUGCCUCGAAAAUCCGCAUUUAUCCGUACAGCCAGUACGACCGGACGGUUUGCCUCCGGGCGGAAAUCAUCGGAUGCGAAUGGGAUGAAGGAUUAGUUUCCUACAGCAUCCCCAAGGGCGUCAUUCGGGGGAUGGAAGUCGACCUCUCGGAUCGGACCUACGACGGUGAGGAGGAAGGCGACCGGUUGGUCGGGGGCCUCGGUCAGCUGGUGGACGGCCAAAAAGGGGCAGACAACUUUCGCAUCGAUAUCCACGGUUUCGGAAAGGGUUACGACUGGGUCGGCUGGCGCAAUGAUUCACUCGGUUGGGCCGGAAAGCCGGUCGAGAUGGUGUUCGAGUUCGACACGGUGAGGAACUUCAGCGCCAUGGUCCUGCACACCAACAACAUGUUCAGUAAGGACGUACAGGUAUUCCUUCAUGCGAAAGUUUUCUUCAGCAUCGGCGGUCAGCACUUCAGCGGUGAGCCAGUACACUUCUCCUACAUGCCGGAUACGAUUAUGGAGAACGCUCGUGAUGUCACGAUCAAAUUACAUCAUCGCAUUGGUCGCUUCAUCCAGAUUCAUCUCUACUUCGCCAUGCGAUGGAUUAUGCUGAGUGAAAUAUCCUUCAUUUCCAGUCCCGUGAUUGGGAAUUUCUCCGACGAGGAAGUGAACGGAAAUUCAAUCUCGCAGGAAAAUUCGAUCGAAUACCCGCUGCAGCGAGACGAAGUUCAAACGGCUAACAAGGGCGAGCGGAACCAUGUGACGCAAAUUAUCUCACCGAAACCGAUUGACCAGGAGCCAGAGCCACACUUUGUCGGCGUUAUCAUCGCGGUGCUGACCACUAUCAUUCUGCUGCUGAUCGCCAUCAUCCUGUUCAUCGUGGCCAAGAACAAACGCACUCGAACGGCAGCCGUCCUGGACGCGUUGCAACAUAAUUUGCAUACCGACAGUCUGGGGAUUGAUAAACGGCUGAAUAGUAAUUUUAAGGUUUCGAUAGACGACAAUGAAUCGAUUGACAAGAGCAGUCUGUACCACGAACCAUUCAAUGUAAACAUGUACACCAGCGCCGCAAGUGGAUGUUCAAUGAACGACAUGCAACGACAUCACAUCACGCCAGACUAUACAGAUGUUCCCGAUAUCGUGUGCCAGGAGUAUGCCGUGCCGCACAUGCAGGACUUGAUACCGAAGAUUCCCGGCGGCUACGUGAGCGUCCGGCUGACACCGCCAACGUUGAACAAUAUCUUUCCGAAACCACCGCCAGUGCCACCACCACCGGAGAAGUAUUACGCGGCCACCGCCAUCUGUAAAUCAUCGACCGCUCCCACAACCCCCUCGAGCGGACAAAACAACAACCACCACCAGCAGCAGCAGCAACAGCAACUGAACGCUUACAGCGAUCUGGAUCACGGUGUCUCGGACGAUGAUUUACAGCUGAACGAGUAUCCUCGGGAUAAGCUGGUGAUAGUGGAAAAGCUCGGCUGCGGUGUGUUUGGCGAGUUACAUCUCUGCGAAACCAAAGGAUACAGCUCCAGCUUGGUAGCGGUAUCAACGCUGCGUCCCGGAGCGUCCGAGCACGUAAAGAAGGAGUUCCGAGCGAAAGCCAAACAACUAAGCCGGCUCAGCGAUCAGAACAUUAUGAAACUGAUCGGUGCCUGCCUGAAGGACGAGCCAAUUUGUAUCGUUUUAGACUACAAAUUCAGCACGGACCUGAAUCAAUUCCUGCAGGAGCACACGGCCGAAACCGGUUCGCUGGUGCAGCAUAAUUCGUUAAGCUACGGAUGUUUAAUUUACAUCGCAACACAAAUAGCCUCCGGUAUGAAGUAUCUAGAGCAAAUGAAUGUAGUGCAUCGUGAUUUAGCAGCUAGGAGUUGUUUAGUAGGACCACAACUGGAGAUAAAAAUCUGUACACUAGGAACUGUGAUAAACCGUAUUGCAUAUCCCGCAGACUACUGCCACCUGGAGGGUGCUGGAAGACAAUCACAACCGAUGCCGAUUCGAUGGAUGGCAUGGGAAAGCGUUCUGAUGGGUAAAUUCACAUCAAAGUCUGACGUGUGGGCGUUCGCCGUGACGUUGUGGGAGAUCCUUACAUUCGCCCGGGAGCAGCCCUUCGAGAACCUGAGCGACGAGAAGCUAAUCGAGAACAUCGGACACAUGUACCAGGACAACAAGAAACACCUCCUGCUACCGAUUCCGGUUGGAUGCCCGCGAGAAAUCUACGACUUGAUGUGCGAGUGCUGGCAACGCAACGAAAACAGCCGACCGAACUUCCGAGAGAUCCACCUGUUCCUGCAGCGGAAAAAUCUCGGGUACAAACCAACAGCUUCUUUCUAAUCCAUGAAAACAAACUAGUCCCCAAUGUGCAUCAUCGUUACUUUUGUUGGUAUUCGUCGUGUAUUUAAGUUGAACCUACUAUGAUUUCCCAUACACUAGAAUUCGAUUUAUACUUAUGUAUACCUAUACUUAGUUUAUAUCAUACGUUAUCAUACGUUUCAGUAUAAACAUUCUUAAACAUCUGUUCAAUUUUGGUUCACGUUAGUCCACCGUUUCGAUUUUGUUUAGUAGCGUACAAACCUCCAACUAAUAUCGCCUCCAAAAUUCUCUUCGGCUUUUAUAGUGAAUACUUUCAUCACAUCUAAGACGAAUCGAAUCAGAGCAUGCGGAAAUUGUACGAAUUUAUGAACUCAAUAAAUUGUUAUAGCACUCAAAAUUUCAAAAUCAUAGAGAAUAAACAUUCACUCAAACCAAGCAAGCGUCGCCGCCAGGAAUAACAGGACACCGAAACGGCACAAAGUGGGAUCAUGUGAGUCGGCACAAUUCUCUGUAGCUAUAAAAUGCGGAACAAUCAAGAUUAUGAGACUAAAGGAAACGAACCCGGUAUCGAAGACACUGAAGCGAGCGAAAGUGUGCAAAGUUUAUGCGAAAAUACAACGUAAUUGUGAUCCCAUUCUAGGUGUAAAACAGUAAAUUAAAUCACAAUCUUCGUAAGGCGAUGAUAAGUCGUUAUUGGAAGGAAAACAUGCACGCGUAGGAAUUUCCAUUCGGUUAUUGGAAGCAAUGAUUAAUUGUACAAUUAGCAAACAGUGUUCAAUUUUUGUUUUGAUCAAAGAAGUGACUGGUUUUUGUGCAAUGUGUGAAAAUUGCAAACUUAUAAUAUAAAAUCUGUUCCAUAAAAAUCGGAGUAACUGAUAAAGAUGAAAUUUAGACCUCUUGUAGUUAUUCAAACAGCACUGUUUGUAUUUUUACUUAAUCAAGCCACCGAAUACCGAAUUCAAAAGCAUAUUAGGCAAAGAUCUAUUGAAAAACAGGGAUCAUUCGUGUGCGUGUGCAGCACUGUAAAUACUAAAUCCAAUCAAGCGGUUAUUCGGUUGCUGACAGAAUUGCAUUGAGAAGGAUCGAAUUAAACGAAAAUCAAUAUCAUUACUAGUUGAACAUUAUAAUUGAAUAGAUAAAAAAAAAUGGCAAAAGUUAAAUCGGCCUUCGAUCAUCGUACGGGACAUUAUAUGAACCCACACAGAGCAAGCGUGGCGAAUUGACAAAAUAUUCAAUAAUCAUGAUUGUACACAUUUUUAAUCAUUAACCCGAGCGCACUUUCCGGAUUAUGGAUCGUAAGUAGGCAAACAAUCUGAUUAUCUUUUUUCUUCAAUGCAUAAAUUAAAGGUCGAGCUUAAUUUGAAUUAUCGCAUGUUUUCGAUACAAGUUUCAAUAUUUUUUGUUUUCAGCCUUAUUUAUCAUUUUGCCACUUGAAUCAAAAAGUCUGCCCCUCCACUACCAACCCCACUACUCACUCCGCUAACGCUCACGCACACGAACACACAACAGAACCCCGAGAACAGUAUCAGAAGCGAACACAGCCUACUCGAUUAUUUUACGAUACACCGAAUCCCAUUACGGGGUUGUGCGUUGCGUUGGCCAUGUUCGCCUCUGAAAACAAUAUUUAGAGGAAAGAAUAAAAGAAUCCCAGUAAAUGAGCCUAUCAAUGUUCCACCUGCGUCCCGCACCCAUCGCAGCUGGUUAUAAAAUCAUUCGAUAGCUAACUAAUUGAUUAUCAAUGUACCCGAAAAAAAAAACGCAGUAAUUCCAUGAACAAAAGCCCGAUACAAAAAUAAGCGACUCGAAAUGCUUUCUGUUAUUUUCAUCUAGAAAAUAAAAUACUUGAAAUGUAGAUUCGUUUCAUUUAGGUAGCAAUUCCUUUCGAAUACCAGAUUUGUUUUUACUCCCAACUGUAAAUUCUAAUGGGCGUAGUCGGAAAACAUUUCCAUUGACGUUCAGUUGUCAAUGAUUAUGGUUUUCUAUGUAGCAGACCACGGCCACUGAAGGAAUGGUCCACACAAUUUGGUGUAGGUUUCAAAUGGCAGGACCUGUUCCCACAGAACUUCUAGCUAUAAAGCAAAAUGAAAGUAAAAUUUUAAUGAAAAUAAACAUGAAACAGAAGGUAUUAUGUAUCAUACAGCGUAUUUAUACUUUAUUCGAUAAGUAGAAUGUAUUAUAGGUUUUCUUUUCUGUACAUAGCAUUAAAUACACAAAAACAAAUAGUAACUAAUGCAUAAGUAGUAGAAGAGCGAGUACUGAAAUCAGAAAAAAAUAUCAUUUUAACAGUAAAUAUUGCUAAGGAGUAAUUCUUUUCUAAUCGAAAUUACCAACCCAGAAAAAAUGGAUCAAUCAAUAAAAUACGAGAUGUAAAUGCAUUUAUCAUUCGUACGAAUGACUAUUGAGUAAAACAUACAA
This is a messenger RNA of Malaya genurostris, 7334 nucleotides long. It is a transcript of the gene Ddr, whose product is annotated as discoidin domain-containing receptor tyrosine kinase B. Gene Ontology annotation, biological process: protein phosphorylation; cell surface receptor protein tyrosine kinase signaling pathway; positive regulation of kinase activity. NCBI's taxonomy places the organism in Eukaryota, Metazoa, Arthropoda, Insecta, Diptera, Culicidae. The transcript is spliced from 18 exons. The coding region runs from base 2115 to 4940 and encodes 941 amino acids. Gene Ontology annotation, molecular function: ATP binding; collagen binding; protein tyrosine kinase collagen receptor activity. Gene Ontology annotation, cellular component: signaling receptor complex. The record is from RefSeq and is a predicted model, not a curated record.